AUGCCGGCCAUUGAAGAAGAGAUCUCCACCCUUGUGAUCCCUCAGCUUAUGCUGAAGUAUAUGGAAUGGAAUACCUUGUUGCCUUGGGCGCUGGCGGAACAAGCCUUGUCUCUGUGGGCAGAGGCCAGCCAUCCUGGCGGCGUGCAGGCCGCCGCCCUCCGCGCCAGGGGAGGCGAUGGUGAGGCACGCAAGCGCUCUGCCCCGCCGCACCGACCUCUAUGUUUCUACCAGAACCCGGAAGCGGCAGCGUGCGCGAUGGCGGCAGAGGGAACGGCAGCAGUGCAGCAGCAGCUGGAGGACGGCAGCAGCGAGCUAGAGGGCGGCUUCGGACACCUCGUAGAAGAGAAGGAGGUUGGGGACGACACCGGCUACGUACCCUACAGGGACAGAGAGGAAUGGGCAGAUAUUAAACCUGUCCCUCAAAAUGAUGGCCCAAAUCCUGUCGUUCAGAUCAUCUACAAUGAAAAAUUUCAAGAUGUCUAUGAUUACUUCCGGGCUGUUCUGCAGCGGGAUGAGAGAAGCGAAAGAGCUUUCAAACUAACAAUAGAUGCUAUCGCGUUAAAUGCUGCAAACUACACAGUAUGGCAUUUUCGGAGAGUUCUAUUGCAGUCUUUGGGAAAGGAUCUCCAUGAGGAACUUAAGUAUAUUACAGCUAUCAUCGAAGAUCAGCCAAAGAACUACCAAGUCUGGCAUCACAGACGGGUGUUGGUGGAGUGGCUGCAAGAUCCAUCCCAAGAGCUUGAGUUCAUUGCGGAUAUUCUUAACCAAGAUGCCAAAAAUUACCAUGCGUGGCAACACAGACAAUGGGUUAUUCAGGAGUUCAAAUUAUGGGACAAUGAACUGGAGUAUGUAGACCAGCUUUUGAGAGAAGAUGUGAGAAACAACUCUGUUUGGAACCAACGACACUUUGUAAUUUUCAACACCACUGGCUAUGAUGAUCCAGCAAUCCUAGACAGAGAAGUCCAAUACACUCUUGAGAUAAUCACAGCAGUGCCACAUAAUGAAAGUGCUUGGAACUAUUUAAAAGGGAUUCUGCAGGACUAUGGUCUUUCUAAGUAUCCAAAGCUGUUAGAGCAACUGUUAAAUUUACAGCCUAGCCACAGUUCACCCUACCUGAUUGCUUUUCUUGUGGACAUAUAUGAAGAUAUGCUCGAAAACCAGUGUGAUAACAAGGAAGAAACACUGAACAAGGCAUUGGAGUUGUGUGAAAUUCUUGCUAAUGAAAAAGACACCAUCCGAAAGAAAUACUGGAGAUACGUUGGGAGGUCGCUUAAGAACAAACACAGCUCAAGCACAGAACAGAGCUCACUGGCCGACCACCAGCAGUAACUGAACAUGGAACAAAACACUGUUAAGCUCUGAAGGUAUUCUGAAGCAGUACUAAGUAGGAUCAUCAACUAGUUUAAAAUCCGGUGUUGUCCUCCCAUGGUGAAGAGGUAUUGCAAUGAAAGAAGAGUGUGCAGUACUACCUAACCUUGGGUCAUUUCUGCUACUGGUGUUAGCUCUAGGUGCAAUCAAGAAAUGUGUUAAACCUAAAUUACAGAAAUGUGAUAAAGGGUUUCUUUUAAAAUAAUACAGAAAUUUUUGAGGCCCUAAACUGAUUUCUCAUGCUGUAGCUUAGCUACUUGAAGUUUUUAACAGUCACAUCUGUAGUAAUGACUGCAGGUAUAGAAUCAUAAGAGGUUUUGGUUGUGAGACAUUUAAACUAAGCAAGUCCAACUGGUAACCCAUCACUGCCAAGUCACCACUAAACCAUGUCCCUAAGCACUGCAUCUACAUGUCUUUUAAAUCCCUGCAGGGAUGGGGACUACACCGCUUCCCUGAGAAGCCUCUUCCCGUGUUUUACUGUGUCUGUGAAGACUUUUUUGCUAAUAUGCAACUUAAACAUCGUCACACACAACCUUCCUCUUGUCCUAUAGCUUGUUACUUGAGAGAGGAGACUAACCCUCACAACCUCCUUUCAGGUAGUUGUAGAGUGCAAUAAGGUCUCUCCUUAGCCUUCUUCAGGCUAAAACAAACCUCCAUUCCCUCAGCCACUCCUCAGAAGACUUGUGCUCUAGACCCUGUCGGCAGCUUCAAUGCCCUUUGGACAUGCUCCAGCAGCUCAGUGUCUGUCUUGUGGAUACAAAGUAACCUCUGUAUAAGUGCAAGCAGGUUUAAUAGUUGUUUGUAGGAGAGCAGCUAUGUGAUGCUGACAGCAGGAGCUCUUGUAUGCAACUAAUACCAAGUGUCAUUUUAUAAUUAAAAAAGUCUGACUGAAUCUUUUUAGUACACUUGAUGCAGCGGAGCCUUGAAUUCUCAUCUGCACAGCCAGGAAAAAUGUUUUGAAGGUCUAUGUAGGGUUUUUGGGUUUGUUGGUGUUUUAGGUUUGUUUUUUGUCGGCCUACCGACAAAACCGUUUGGUUUUAUGUUUUUUUUUUUGUGGUAGUGGUGUUUUUGUGUUUUAUUUGUUCGGGUUUUUUAAUUAUUUAUACAAAUAAAAAUCUAAAAUGUUUUGGGUUUAUUUCAUCUUCACACUCUGUAAUCAGACCAAACUGGAGUCAUAGGUCAGAAGAGAUAAGCUGGUUAUGGUACGUAUCUUCAUUGAACUGGCAGGAAAUGAAUGAUUUUAUUGAAGACUUAUUUGCAUUUAAUGUCUUAACCUUAUUGCUCCUCUAGGCUUUUAAUAUCUUCCAUGCAUGUAUUCAGCCAAGAAAUAUUUUUCCUCCGCUUUGUGAAAGAUUGAAGGCAUCUGGAGCAUAGAACUGCGAAGAGUGUGUAUACCUGUACAAGUAAACGGCUGUAUCUGCCCUGUUACCAGUAAAUGGCUGUUUCAAACUGUGUUCUUACCAUAGAGUGCUUGUCUAAUAAAUAUUUUCUUCCACAUGACCCCACAUCCAGGAUGAGGAAGUGUUUUACAGGUUCCUGGGGUAAGGUCUCAGA
Indicator indicator is the source of this 2922-nucleotide messenger RNA. It is a transcript of the gene FNTA, whose product is annotated as farnesyltransferase, CAAX box, alpha. Gene Ontology annotation, biological process: protein farnesylation; protein geranylgeranylation. Gene Ontology annotation, molecular function: CAAX-protein geranylgeranyltransferase activity; protein farnesyltransferase activity. Gene Ontology annotation, cellular component: protein farnesyltransferase complex; CAAX-protein geranylgeranyltransferase complex; cytoplasm. The record is from RefSeq and is a predicted model, not a curated record. The coding region runs from base 1 to 1329 and encodes 442 amino acids. NCBI's taxonomy places the organism in Eukaryota, Metazoa, Chordata, Aves, Piciformes, Indicatoridae. The transcript is spliced from 10 exons.